AUGAAUCAGCAUUGGUCGAGUCCUAAAUUUGGCAGAAACCCUCAGACAAAGAGGACCGCAUCAACCACAGCGGUUGUUGGGGAGUUCACAUACGUAUUCCUCAACCGUCCAAAUACUGAUUUCAUUGACUGGAUCCGCUUCAAGGAUCCACAAAACCCGGUUCGAGGGACAAUCGACAACAUCAUUGCCAAGCAUGGUCCUAUCGCUUCGCUUGUGUUCUCUGACAAUUCAAUCCGACUUUACUAUAGCGGUGUUUCCGAGGACGAGAACUUCAAGGGCAAGCUAUUGGUCCGCGAACUCAAAUUUCCAGCAGCGAAUGCCACAGAUACCUCGAAUGGAUGGAUCAAGCCAGCCACCGACGCCUCGGCCAAAAAGUCGGAGCUGAACUUUGAGGAGAACGUCAGUGAGGGCACUCGCCUCCUCAAUGCACUGUCCUUCCUCUCCUGCUCAACCAAGAACACGCCCAACGGUUUGAUUCCAGUUGUGACUUACAGGGACAUUAGCAAGGACCACUACAUUUAUGCGGAGAGGAACAAUAAAACGAACUCCUGGACCGCUUCACAGCUACAACUGGAGCCGACAAAAUCUUGA
Fonsecaea erecta is the source of this 591-nucleotide messenger RNA. RefSeq lists its product as hypothetical. The record is from RefSeq and is a predicted model, not a curated record. Bases 1 to 591 code for a protein of 196 amino acids. The transcript has a single exon. Lineage: Eukaryota; Fungi; Ascomycota; Eurotiomycetes; Chaetothyriales; Herpotrichiellaceae.